Penicillium atrosanguineum is the source of this 1404-nucleotide messenger RNA. Its product is annotated as carbohydrate-binding module family 48 protein. The record is from RefSeq and is a predicted model, not a curated record. Gene Ontology annotation, cellular component: nucleotide-activated protein kinase complex; cytoplasm; nucleus. The transcript has 3 exons. Gene Ontology annotation, biological process: signal transduction. Gene Ontology annotation, molecular function: protein kinase binding. The coding region runs from base 1 to 1404 and encodes 467 amino acids. Lineage: Eukaryota; Fungi; Ascomycota; Eurotiomycetes; Eurotiales; Aspergillaceae.
AUGGGGAUCUUUACAUUCCAAUGGCCUUACGACGCGAACGACGUAUAUGUCACGGGCACUUUCGACGAUUGGGGUAAGACGGUGAAACUUGACCGGGUGAGCGAUGGCUUCGCAAAGGAGGUGUCUCUGCCCAUUGAGAAGGUUCACUACAAGUUUGUUGUUGACGGCAUCUGGACAACCGAUAGUCGUGUACGCGAAGAGAUUGACGGACACAACAACGUCAACAACGUGCUCCUGCCUGAAGAGAUUCAAGAUUCCUCCCGCCCCGCACCCGCAACCAUGUCUGGUGUCACCCCCGAUUCCACCACCGCGGCCCUCGCUGCGGAUGUCCCCAAGGAGAAGGCCAACGGUGAAAUCCCCGGUUCCUUCCCUGAGACACCGGCACAGGAGUCCGAGCAAAUCCUAUCCGUCAAUCCCAUUCCCGCCUCGGGUGGCUACGGCAACCCGAUCAAGCUGAACCCUGGCGAGAAGGUCCCUGACCUAAGCUCGGUCCAUGGCAACACCGUCGAGUCGACCGUGAAACUGGACAAGGAGUCGUAUGAAAAGGGAGACAGUCUGCCCCUCGGCACUCAGCCCGACACCGCUACCUCCAGUGCUUUCGCCGUGCCCCCCGUCUCCAAAAACCUCAUUCCCGAGUCCAGUCUGCCUAUGGGCGGACCCGCACAGCGGGCUGCCAUGAACGACCAGCAGACCGCCGCCGAUCCUGGCUACACCAUCCAGUCGGCCGCUCCCACCUCGACCACCGCUGCCCUGGCUGCUGAGGUCCCUCUCGAAAAGAACAAGCAACCGGCCAGCGACCGUGACUACACUACCCAGUCGGCAGCUCCUACCUCAACCACUGCUGCCCUGGCCGGCGCUGUUCCUCUCGAGAGCAGCAAGCAGACAAACGGCACCAAACCCGUAGAGGAUGUCCCGGAGGUCGUGAAAGAGUCGAUUACCAACUCUCACCAGAGCCCCGAAGCAGCAGCCAACAAGGAGGCUGUUGAAGAGAAGAAGGAGGUCGAGCAAGAACUCCGACAGAAGGUUAACCUGAAUGAGUCGGCCGGCACUCCGGCUCCUACCCUCUCUGCGGCUACUCAGCCCACUGCCCCCGGCCUCGCCGCUGGUCUCGCCGCUCCUGGCUUCGACUCCGCCGAUGUGUCUCCCAUGUCUACUCCUCCCCCGGGUCGCUCUUCUGGGCCGGCACCAACCUCCACACCUGCUACCGCCACCCAGACUGGCCCAGUUGUGACCGACGGACCUGUGACCGUCCCUACCGACACAGUGAGCACCCCGAAGCCUGCUAAGAAGUCCAGCACUACCGAGACUGCCGGAACUACGACUACCUCAGAGGGUAGCAGUAAGGAUGACAAGAAGAAGAAGCGUCGCAGUUGGUUCUCAAAGUUGAAGGAGAAGCUCAAGUAG